Molecule: messenger RNA, 620 nt
Organism: Emiliania huxleyi CCMP1516
Lineage: Eukaryota; Haptophyta; Isochrysidales; Noelaerhabdaceae
Exons: 3
Source: RefSeq, a predicted model, not a curated record
UUGCCGCUGGCGGCGGAGCCACCGCUGGCGCCGUCGGCGCUGCCGCUUUCGUGCACUUCGCCCGGCGGUGGCGCGUGGGUGGGCAUUUUUCUCUUGUACGGCGUCGGCGUUGCUGUGUGGCAAACCUCCGUGAUGGCGCUAGUUGGCGAGAUGGCGACACCGCGCCACGCGCCGCGCGCUUCCCGCCGCACCUCGCCCGCGCUCUCCCUCCCGGGAGGCACGCGCGGCACGCGCGGCGGGCGUGGGCGCAGCAUGGUUGGGGCGGCGAGGGCGGCGCCCGCGCCUGCAGCUUCGAGGGGCGGGCCGGAUGCGGGCGCGGGUGCGGUUGGACCAUUCGCACACCUCAAGCUCACUUCGGCGCUGUCGUCGUUUGUCGGCUUCUCGGUGCUACCACAGGUGAGCGCGCGCACCGCUUGCGCCAUCUGCGUCGCCGUCGUCGCCGUCGGCGGCGCGUGCCUCGCCACCCUGCUGUACGGCGGUGGCGCCGUCGCGCGGCAUCGCGACUCGGAGCCGCUGGUGAGCAGCGCGGCCAGGCGGAGCCACUCCGCUGCUGCUGCAGUUGACGUCACCGCGCAGCAGUCUGCUUCGGCCUGACUACACGUGCCACGUCUAGUGGCCGC